AUGAGAGGAAUUGCAGCAAAAUUUGUGCCUCGCGUACUCACGGAAACCAAAUGUGAAAGUGUUUAUGGAAUGGACGACAAAGCAGUGAUACCAGACAGUGCAAUAAAACUGUAUCCUGCUGGUAAUGCAAGUGAUAUUCGACUGAGUGGACAAGGUUGGAAAACGAAUACUACGGAGAAUAGGAUUAUUUAUAUAGAUAUUGGAGAUGACCUUAACAACGGAGGAGAAGUUUAUCUUGUCAAAUCAAAGAAUGUAGAAAUUUAUCAAGUAGUAUUGUUUGGAAAAGUAAAGGAACCGGAGUCUGAAGUAAGUGUAAUACCAGAGAGGGUUGUUUCUCCAUUACUGACACCUACAGAGGCUUUUAGCAUUAAACCUGGAACGGGAAAAACAAAGAUUCAACUGACCAUUGUUGCCACUACCAAAGAAAUCCCCAUGGUAGUGACUGUUUCUGUGAAGAUAUGUGUGAAACCAACGACAUACAUACCAACAACAGUAUCUUCUUCAAUUCUGUCAAGUCAGGAAACUAUUUCUACAUCAACAAUUACUUUAUCUAAGUCAACACUCACUUCAUUGAUAAGUUCUACAAAAGCGACAAGAAGUACGAUAUCAUCCAAGACAACCACUGUACCAUCCACCACCACAGCUUUAACUACUACAAGUGCUUCAAAAUCUACCACCAUUGCCCCAACUACAAGUACUGUACCAUCCACCACAGCUGCCCCAACUACAAAAACUACUGUAAAAUCUACCACCAUUGCCCCAACUACAAGUGCUGUACCAUCCACCACCACUGCCCCAACUACAACAACUACUGUAAAAUCUACCACCACUGCCCCAAUGACAAGUGCUGUACCAUCCACCGCCACUGCCCCAACUACAACAAUGCUGCACUAUCCACCACCGCUGCCCCAACUACAACAACUACUGUAA
This is a messenger RNA of Octopus bimaculoides (California two-spot octopus), 930 nucleotides long. RefSeq lists its product as uncharacterized. Lineage: Eukaryota; Metazoa; Mollusca; Cephalopoda; Octopoda; Octopodidae. The record is from RefSeq and is a predicted model, not a curated record. Gene Ontology annotation, molecular function: protein binding. Gene Ontology annotation, cellular component: extracellular matrix.